AAUAAAACCAUGAAAAUGAUGUCUGUCCUUAAACAUAACUAAAAUAAAUAAUAAAAGAAAUGUUUAACAUCUGUUACGAUUAGGUUAUUUAAUAGUAAUGAAAUAUUUUAUUGAAAAUUGAAUGUGUUUUCUUAAUGUGAGUGAAUGAUAUGACCCAAAUUUUUCUAAAGGAUUAUUAAAGAUUUCGAUGAAAGAUUUACUCUUAAUUUUAUAAGCAUGGAAUUUGCUGAUUAUAUCAAAGCACCUAAUAUAGAAGGUGUUACUCUACAUAGACCUUUUCAUGCUCCACUGGAAGGAACAUUAUGCAUCACAGGCCAUCAUUUCAUUUUAUCAUCAAGGUCAAAGAAUGAAGAACUAUGGAUGCUGCACAAAAUGGUUGAUUGUCUUGAGAAAAAACUCAGUUUUUGCACUGGCACCAUCAUCCUGAAAUGUAAAGAUUUUCGAAUAUUGCAGUUGGAUGUACAAGGGAUAGACGAGUGUAACAAUGUUGCUGCUUCAAUUGAAUAUUUAAUGAAUUUAGAAAAUCCGAGAUCUUUUUAUCCGUUUUUCCAUCGAGCUAUGUUUGAAAUGCUGGAGGAUGGGUGGACUUCAUUUCGUCCUGAAAUAGAAAAUAGUAAACUCUUACAAAACAAAGAGGAAUGGAGAAUAAGUUUUGUCAACAAAGAUUAUUCGGUAUGUCCCACAUAUCCUCAGCAAGUAAUUGUUCCUAAGAAUAUUGAUGAUGAAACAUUGAGAAAAGUGGCAGCUUUUCGUCAAUUUGGCAGACUUCCUAUUCUAAGUUAUUACCACAAGUCAAGCAAAGCUGCUUUACUGCGCAGUAGCCAGCCGAUGGUCGGAGCUAAUAACAGGCGCUGUAAAGAAGAUGAAAGAUUGUUAAAUACUGUCUUGGGAUCAGGAAAAAAAGGGUACAUCAUUGACACCAGAUCGCAGAAUAUUGCUCUUUUAGCUAGGACCAAAGGUGGGGGUUUUGAACCUGAUGUCCAUUAUCCUUUGUGGAAGCGUAUGCACAAACCUAUAGAUCGAUAUUUUAACCUGUUGGAAUCCUUAAGUAAACUGGUUGAAGCCUGCAAUGACAGCAAUUGCAAUGUUGAUAAGUGGCUGGCACGCUUAGAAUCUUGUGGAUGGCUCACAAAUGUGAAAGAUGUGUUAACUUGUGCUUGUCUGGUCGCACAAUGUUUAGAUCAAGAUGGUUCAUCUGUUUUGGUGCAUGGUGCGGAAGGCACAGAUGCAACUUUAACAGUAUGUGCUCUGGUUCAGAUUAUUUUGAACCCAGAUUGCCGAACAGUUCACGGAUUUGAAGCCCUCAUAGAACGAGAAUUCAUUCAAGCAGGGCACCCUUUUAGUAUAAGAUGCCAGUGCAAUGCAUAUGCAUCAGCAAACUCUCGGACGAAAGAUCAAAGUCCAACUUUUUUAAUGUUCUUGGACUGUGUAUAUCAGAUUCAUGAACAGUUUCCUUGUUCAUUUGAAUUUAAUGAACAAUUUUUAGUCACUUUAUUCGAACAUUCCUAUGCAUCUCAGUUUGGAACAUUUUUGGGCAACUGUGAUAAAGAUCGACACGACUGGAAGUUAGCAGAACGAACUGUUUCUCUAUGGUCAAUGUUGAAUCGAAGUGAAACUCUUCUGACAUAUUUAAAUCCUAUGUAUGAACCAAACAGUCACAUAAUUUGGCCCUCUGUUGCUCCACAGAGUAUUGUACUUUGGAGUGGCAUGUAUUUGCGAUGGGUGGUAGACCAGAAACCUCAAGUGGAUGCAUGGAAUGUCAUUGAAGAAAUUAGAGAAAAGGAAAAAGAACUACAAUUUAAAUCAGCUAAGCUCAGAAGAAUUAUUUAUGAGCUAGAGAAGGAAGCUGGUGAAGCUGGCUUACUAAGUCCAGAAACUACUGACUUAUUACCUUUGGAUGAUUAAAUCAUAUGUUUAUUUUUAUUAAAAGUUAUUAUAUAUUUUCAAGGAUGUGUAUAGCGUAAUUAUUAUUAAAUCAAUUUCUCUAUAACUAACAAUAAAAUAUUUUAAGCUGAAAAUUUUUCAUUUCUUUGAUAAAACAUUGCAGAAUUUCAUUUACCUACAGUAUUUUUUUUUUUUCAUUUGAAUUUUUGCUACUGAGUCAUGAAUAGUGCUGUUAUUUAUAUUCUUUGCUUUUUAAUUUAUGUUUUACAUUUAAAUAAUUGCUUCAGUACAGUAGAGCCCUGAUUAUCCUUGGAAUUGGAUGGCAAGAACAUGGCUGAUAACAUAAAUUGUAGAUGAUCUGAAAAAACUUAAAAAGUAAUGUGGAAACAGUGAAAAUAAUUUUAAAAUGUAUUCAUGCAUUUUAGACAUACAACAGAAAUCUUUGCUCUUAAUCACUGAAACGAAAAAUAGUAAAGAAAAAAUCAGUACAUACAUACACCAUAAAAGUGUUUGGUUACACUUUUUUUUAAAAAAAAUCAAUGAUUGAUCACGUGCAAUAUAAUUUCCGGUCUCUUUCGGAUGAUCGGAGCUCUAUUGUACUUAUUGUCGAUGCUGAUCUGAUACUAUUGUCGAUGCUGCUUUCAAACUUUUCUCUGUUCAUUUCAAUACAAUCUCAUUUUUAAUAUUCUUGAGGGGGAAUGUUUUUUAAUUUCUUAUUUAAGUAAUACUUGGUUUUCAAUUUUUUUUAUAUUUGAUUUAGUUUAAUAGAACAUUAAUUUUAUGUGGACAUUUUGAAACUGGCUAAAAACUGUUUGAAAACAUUGAAAUUUCACUGUAUAUCUGUCUCUUUCAAUUUUUAAUGCUUUUCAUCUGAAAUAAUCUUAAUUCUUUUAUUUAUUUAUAUUUUUAUUUGCAAUUAUUGUGGACCUUUUUAUACCUUCUCAGAUGCUGCUUGAUCAAUGAAGUUUCAAUGUAUAUCAGGAAAAAAAAAAUAUAUAAUGCUGUUUAUUUAAAAUGACAUUCACUCUUUGUUUUCAUUAAAUUUAGUUUAAUAGAACAUUUGUGAACAUUUCAUAACUUAUAACUGCAUGAUUGCUAAAAAUUAUGAAUGCUUUUUUCAUGUAGCCCAUAAAUUAGUUUCCAAAAAAGUAAAGUGUGUAACAAAAGAAAUGAACGUUUGUAGUUAUGUUGUUUUUGUGUUUUUUACUACAUUAUCAAAUCACUCUGACUUUGUUUAUUUCAUAUUGUUACUUCACAAAAUUGAAACUUUAAUUAAAUAAUCUUUUAUAAAAUUAUUUCUGUUACAUUAGAAUAUACACUUUGUUGCAUGACAAAUGGUAUUGAGAAAUUGUUUUUAUUGUUUGUUGACAGCUUACUUAAAAAAAGGCAUUUUCAUUUAUAUAAUGGUAAAAAAAAAUGUAAAAUCAAUGUUUUUAAAAAAAAGAACUGUAAUAAUUAUUAUUAGUACUAGUAUUUAGCAUUAUUUUCCUUUUCUAAGGAAAUUCAUAAUAAAAUUGGAUUUAAAAUGCAGCUGUGGAUUUAAAAUUAUUCUUAACCCAGUUAAAGCUCUAUUAGUUAAAUGAAAAUUAUGUCGACAUAUAUUUAUAUGAACUCGAAUAAUUAUUCCAAAUUAUAUUACAUUCAUGAUGGCGCGGUGGUUAAGGCACUGAACUGUCGUUAUAAUGAACUGAAGCUUGAACCCCAUUGGUUGCUGGAAAUCCACCCAGCUUCAGUUUGUCUGUGAGAAAGUGCGCAAUGCUCACACUACUGACCACAAUCUUGACAUUGGGAGCGAUUAUGGCCUGAUACGAGUUCCGCACCCAGCUCACACCACCCAUAAUGCUGACAUAAAAUAUCCUCUAUGGUAAAUAAAUCUUGGGUUAGAGUCACCUUGCUGUCAGGCUAACUGUAUAUUGCCUUUGUGGUUUUCUUCUCCAUGUAACACAAAAGAGGCUUAGUUCCAUCAAAAAGUUCUCCACAUUUAUUAUAAUACUUGAUCAAAGAGUUCCCUUAGAGGUAAACUCAAAAUUAGGUUGGUUGUUCAACAACAGUUAUAAAAUCAAAUCAUGUCAUUGGUUAUGAACCUUAACCUCCAUGUUGCAAAAAUAUUUUAUUUAAUAAUGAUGCCUUCAACACUUUCCUACAAUUGAGUAAAAAUUUAAUAAUUCAGAGUGAAGCUCUCAGUUAAGUCAGAGUCAUUUCAGCUACAAACUCCACAGCAGUCAUACGUAAUAAAUUUCAAUCAUUUAUUAUCAUCAUCAUCUAUACCUUUUGAGACCAAAAGGACUUUUUCUAGGACAUCUAUCCCUCUCAAAUUCGGCCUGCCUUUUUUUAGUGUGCCAACUGGUCUGGCAUUAGAAACUCUUUUAGUAUACGGUCUUCAUCCUUUUCUGAUAACAUGGCCUGUCAUUUAAUGAAGUUCAUAAUUAUAUGAGUGAUAAAAGCUCUAAAUAUGUUCCUCCAAAAAUACUUCUCUCAAAGGUACCCAACAUUAGGUCAUCCAUACGAGAGAUGGUUUCACAAGCAUAUGUUGAAACUGAUCUUGUAAGAGAUUUAUGCAAUAAAACAUUUGUUUUUCUAUGGAUUUGAUUAAAUUUUAUGUUCAUUAAAUCAUUUAACAUAGAUGAUGAUAAAAUUUACAUGCAUCAUUUUUACUGUAAAACUAUUUCAUUAUACUUGAUUUCUUUAUUUAUAUUAUCAUUCAAAUUUAUUAUUUAUGUAUAAUUUAUUUGAUAUAUUUACGUUAUGUUUAUAGUUUGAUAUCUAAACCAUUAAAAAUUAAUGCUUGUUAAAUUGAAUUUAGUUUUAUUGUUUAUUAGAAGCAUGUUGGUAGAAAAAAUAUUUGUGUUCUUCCAUAAAUAUUGUAAAAGUUUUAAUAAUAUGAACGUACAUAAAUGUUCAAAUUCCCAUCAAUUAAGUAUGAAGGAAAAUAAAAAAUUUUAUUAGA
Messenger RNA from Parasteatoda tepidariorum (common house spider), 4831 nucleotides. Its product is annotated as myotubularin-related protein 9. The record is from RefSeq and is a predicted model, not a curated record. Gene Ontology annotation, biological process: phosphatidylinositol dephosphorylation; negative regulation of autophagy. Gene Ontology annotation, molecular function: protein phosphatase binding. NCBI's taxonomy places the organism in Eukaryota, Metazoa, Arthropoda, Arachnida, Araneae, Theridiidae. Gene Ontology annotation, cellular component: cytoplasm.